CUCGGCACGACUCGCCCUGUCCCUGGUUUCGGAAGGAGACACAUCCGUCCGGGCACACGAUGCGACUGCACGCCAUCCAUCCUUUCCCACUGGGGGAGGGAAAAUGAGCGCGUGCAGGAGAGUCAGGGUAUCCACAUGCGCGCUCCCUGGCCUGCCUUCUUAAUAAGAUGGCGAUCCGCCGUUGACCUGGUUUUUGCCAUUCUCUGGACGAGCUGAGUCGAUAAGGCGUCUGCUGCAAUGGCCUCGUUUCUCCGCACGCUCGCAAGGCGGGCGGGAAAGAAGGAUACAGCGGAUUCGUCGCAGGUACAAGACGAUCCACGGUCGAGCGCAGGCGGCGAUGGAGUCGUCGCUGUGGAACAUUAUGCCGUGGCCAAGGAUGACGAGAAGGGUGGUCAGCUGCGGUCAGAGAAGGAUGGGGCGACUCCCGAAGUGAUAGCAGACGAUGCUGCACCAACGACGCAGAACGAAGGCGACGCUGCACCCGCUGCACAGGAGGAAGACGAAUCGAAAUACCUCAGCGGCACUAAACUUGCUCUCUUGACUUUUGGCCUUGCGACGAGCACGUUCGUCGUCGCUUUAGACAAUACCAUCAUAGCCACUGCCAUCCCCCGAAUCACCACCGACUUCCACGCCCUCAAUGAUGUCGGCUGGUACGGGAGUGCGUAUCUCCUGACCACCACAAGCUUGCAGCCGUCCUUCGGCAAAAUCUACACCUACUUUGACGUGAAAUGGGUCUACUUGAGCGCCUUGCUGAUUUUCGAGCUUGGCUCCAUACUCUGUGCGUCAGCGACUGGCUCGACCAUGCUCAUUGUCGGCCGUGCCGUCGCUGGAUCGGGAGCAGCUGGUCUCUUCUCUGGCGGCAUGACGAUUAUUGGCUACAGUGUGGUGCUUCGCAAAAGAGCAAUCUACCUUGCUGCCUUGUCUUCUAUGUUUGGCAUUGCGUCUGUUGUAGGCCCGAUAUUGGGUGGUGUUCUUACUGACCAAGCGUCAUGGCGAUGGUGCUUCUGGAUCAACCUACCCUUUGGCGGCGUCGCCCUCGUUACGGUCUUCUUCGUCUUCACCAAUCCCCCCAGACGAUACACAGACAUGACGGUCCGAGACAAGCUGAAGCAGAUCGACUUUCUCGGAGCCUUCUUCCUCAUCUGCGCCAUCGUGUGUCUCCUACUCGCACUCCAAUGGGGCGGGUCCGAGUAUCCUUGGUCGGACAGCCGGGUUUGGGGGUGUCUUUUGGGCUUCGGGCUCAUCAUCUCCUGUUUCAUCGGCAUUCAGGUGUGGCGGAAGGAUGGCGCGACGAUGCCGCCGCGAAUCUUGCGGCAGAGGACGGUUGGCGCUUGUGCGCUUUUUUCCGCCUUCCUCGCCAUGGCCAUCUACACGCACAUUUACUACCUCCCCUUCUACUUCCAAGGUGUCAAGGGCGUAUCCGCCGAGUCUUCGGGAAUCCGUUGCAUCCCCUACCUGGUUAGCAUCACCAUCGCCUCGAUUACCGUUGGCGCCCUCAUCACCAUCUUCGGCCCUUACAACCCGCCGAUGUGGUUCGGGGCGAUCAUCUUCACCAUCGGCUGUGGCCUCAUCUCCACGCUGCAAGUCAACUCGAGCGAAGGCCACUGGAUCGGGUAUCAGAUCCUCGCGGGCGCAGGCGCCGGCGCGUGCGUGCAGAUUCCCUUCAUCGCGGUGCAGGUGGUGCUAGACGAGAAAGACAUGCCGAUCGGCAACGCGGUGGCCAUCUUCUUCAACACGCUCGGCGGCGCGAUCAGCAUUUCCAUUGCGCAGAACAUCUUCUCCAACACGCUGCUCAAGCAGCUGCCGCGAGACGCCCCCGGGGUGAAUCCUUUGAAGGUGGUGAAUGCGGGGGCGACGCAUAUUCGUGAGGUGGUGGCGAAGGCGCAGCUACCCGGGGUUUUGACGGCUUUUGACAAGGCGAUUACGACGGCGUUUAUUUUGCCUAUUGCUGUUGCGGGGCUCGCGUUCUUGUCGAGUAUGUUGAUGGAGUGGCGGAGUGUCAAGGGGAAGAAGAUAGGGGUGCCGGGGGGUGCGUAG
Molecule: messenger RNA, 2037 nt
Organism: Neohortaea acidophila
Lineage: Eukaryota; Fungi; Ascomycota; Dothideomycetes; Mycosphaerellales; Teratosphaeriaceae
Product: putative major facilitator superfamily transporter
Exons: 6
Coding region: 238-2037 (599 amino acids)
Biological process (GO): transmembrane transport
Molecular function (GO): transmembrane transporter activity
Source: RefSeq, a predicted model, not a curated record